Messenger RNA from Malaya genurostris, 1984 nucleotides. It is a transcript of the gene Oli, whose product is annotated as class E basic helix-loop-helix protein 23. The coding region runs from base 1027 to 1740 and encodes 237 amino acids. The record is from RefSeq and is a predicted model, not a curated record. Lineage: Eukaryota; Metazoa; Arthropoda; Insecta; Diptera; Culicidae. Gene Ontology annotation, molecular function: protein dimerization activity. The transcript has 5 exons.
AAGAUCGACAACUACACUCGCCUUGUCGUGGUUUACCAAUACCAGAGUUCCACAUACAAUCGCACAGAUCGAACCGAAGGAACAGUAGAAGGACACCCUUCCAAAAAUCUCAGCUUCGCCUGAAACGUGGUGAUGCUAGUUUUUACGUUUCGGUUGUUGUUAUCGUUGUUAUGAAAGUUAUUUUCAUUUGAGUCUGGCUCGCUUCUUCGGUGCAUUCUUCAUCAGGGGGUGAUGAAUUUUCUGAUAGGAUUUUCACUACCUUAGCAUUCAGAUUAUCCGGUAAAAUUCGAAACAAAUGAUUUGUUGAUGGAAUUGGAACCGAACCGCAAAACAAGAACGGUGUUCUUCGUCUCGACUAAAGUCUGAUGGAUAGGAAAUGUGGAUGAAAACCAAACAACAUUAUUCCAACAAGAGCAAACAACCCUUAUUACUUGGUUUGUUCUCUGUUCGCACUUGAGCGUGUAUUUGUGUGUGAGUGUUAAAGUGUGUACUCUCCCAGGAGCUUUCGUUUAAAUACCCUAAAAUAACGUAGCAGCUGACAAUAGCGCCAUCAUCAGGAAUCAACUGAAAUUACGAUCAACAAUUACAAACCAGAGUACCAGUCAGGGUGCACACACAAACCGCAGAAUCACCAUCAAUGGUGGAGGUCCUUGCGAACGCGAAUCGGGUAGCGUACAGCUUGUAGGAAGUUGCAGCGGAGAGAAAGCAUUUAUUCAUAAGUGAUUCGUUGAAAAGUACCACUCACAUACACUUGGCUGGAGUUUGGGACUGACAGCACAAAUUGAAUUUUCCUGGAAAAGUGCUAUCGCGAGCAGCAGACAACUUUUGAAGUGUUUUGUGACGCGAACCAGCGGUACCCCUCUUCGACCAAAACAUCCCAAACCACCCAGCAUCCAAACGUUGAGAGCUGAUCGGAUCCGGUGGGAGUCGGGGUGUGAAAUUUAAUCGUGCGGUGGAAGCUGUCAUUUUGUUUCAUUCUUGCCGAUAAAUCAGUAAAAGGUCAAACGUGUAAGCGAACCCCUGACGAUGGAUCCCCAUAAUCCGUUCAACUUUCAUCUGGGUCCACCGAGCAGUUCAGCCCAUUCUCACCACCCGGAACCAACGCCAAGCCCUCCACAGAGUGUUCCGGGAAGACGUACCCCUUUGGGCACGGUAGGUCUAGGUGGAUUCUACGCCCAACCACAUGCGUCAGCUGCUGUUUCGCUAACAGACGAAAACCGUCCAUCCGGAAGUGCUGAAAGCCAUUUCAGUCCUCCCCCGCACCACCAGUCGGCACCGGUUGCCGGUGGUAAGCAAAAGAAUCGUCAGGGAAAAACUGUUCGGUUGAACAUAAAUGCCAGGGAGAGACGUCGAAUGCACGAUUUGAACGAUGCUCUUGAUGAAUUGAGAAGUGUCAUCCCGUACGCUCACUCUCCAUCGGUUCGAAAAUUGUCCAAAAUUGCCACGCUACUGUUGGCCAAAAACUACAUUUUGAUGCAAGCCAACGCUUUGGAUGAAUUACGAAGAUUAUUGGCGUACAUCCAAAGUGCAGCUGGUGCUGGCGCACCUACCGUCGACUUAAGAACAAUGCCUUCUGCGCUGAAAUUACAGCAACUGCUUCAAACUCCACAACAAGAACUGCAACAACAAGCCCAGCAACAUCUACAACAACAGCAGCAGCUACAACAGCAGCAACAACAACAACAGCAGCAACUCUCACAGCAAAGUGGAGCGCCACCUCCACCUAAUUCGAAUUCUUGAAUGUAGCUACUAUGAAAAGUACAUAUACAUGCCAAAAGUUCAAUUACUUUAACAAGCGAGUGUUUGUGACCCAUUGAAAACAUGCAUACUAGUCAACGACUGCAACAUUUAAACAAUUUUGUAGUGAUGGAAACAACUUUAUAUAGGAUCCUGUUAGCAAUACAAGCAAAUUAUUGGACUAGUCAGAUUUGUGAUGAAACAAAGAUAGUAUUGAUAUUUCAUACUUCGUAUUUUCAAUAAAGUA